GGUCGUGUCCGGAAGUGGCGCUGUGCACGAGAUACAUCUUUAGAAACAUGGCUGUGCAAAGCUGGACUGAUAUUCUGAAAUUCUCAAAGAAAACAGCUCUAAUACACGAUGGAAAAAGGAAAAUCCACUACCUCUUUACAGAUGGAAAAGAAAUGUCAGAAGAGUACGACUUGAAAACAGAUGAGCUCAUUGUACGAAAGUGGCGCCAUAAAAGUACACUCGGAGCUCAGAGCCAGUGGCAGGUGGAGGUUGGGGAGCCUCUAGCGGGCCCUGACACUUCCCUGGAUUCGGAGGUGAUCAAGGAGAACUGCUCCAACCCUUUGCUUAUGCGUAAAGACACAAAGACCAGCUUUCAGUGGAGAAUCCGCAACCUUCCCUACCCUAAAGAAGUCUUCAGUGUUUCUGUGGAGCCGUCUGACAGAUGCAUCAUCGUAAAAACGUCAAACAAAAAGUAUUACAAGAAGUUCAAUGUUACUGAUUUGGAUCGAAAUGAGCUGCCAUUGGAUAACUCUGCCCUCAGCUUCAGUCACGCCAACAACACUUUAAUUGUCAGCUACAAGAAACCCAAGGAGAUCUUAACCUUGGAACAGGAGCUACUGAAGGAGCUGAAGAAACUGAAGGGGACCGACGAAGGGGAUGUCGACUGCAAAACUCAGUGAAUUCGGGACUGUGGGAGCGAGGGGAUAAAUUCUGCGUUGAAUUUAAAGCAGAACCUCACUGUGUCAUGUUCAAGUCACAUGUGAGCCCACGUUUAUUUAUUCCUUCGACGCAGAUCCAUUCAGAAAACAUUUGCACAGUGCCUGGUCAAUGAGUUCCUAAUUGGGGUUCAUUUAUUACAGUUGAUAAUGUUAACAUUUCUCCUUCUGGAUACAUUUGAUACAGAUAUUGGUGUUUGAAAGCCUAGAGGUUACCUUUUUUAGGUGAACCAUAAAUGUUCUUUUUUCAAAAAAUAAUUUACAUAAAAAAUGCAAAUGUC
This is a messenger RNA of Eleginops maclovinus (Patagonian blennie), 976 nucleotides long. It is a transcript of the gene dpcd, whose product is annotated as deleted in primary ciliary dyskinesia homolog (mouse). Bases 48 to 659 code for a protein of 203 amino acids. Lineage: Eukaryota; Metazoa; Chordata; Actinopteri; Perciformes; Eleginopidae. The transcript is spliced from 6 exons. The record is from RefSeq and is a predicted model, not a curated record.